AUGCAGUUUUGGCAAGAAGCGUUAACAGUUAAAAGACCAGAAAAAAUUAAUCAGCUUGCUCAAAGAUAUUGUGAAAGUUCCAAUAACUACAUUACUUAUCCAAAGGAUUCUGUUUGUAUUGAAUCACGAUGCCAAAUUCAAGCAAAAUGUGGUCAUGUAGAUAUCCCAAAUGAAUAUUCAUCUGAAUGUUCAGAAAAGUACAAUGGAAGGUUGCAUAGACUAUACACUAACGGGAGUGGAAUUCCAUCUGCCGGUUAUGUCCUACUUUUUGACGGUUAUCAAACAAGGAGCUGUACCGGCAACGUAGCAUCUCAUGCUGGAUCUUGUUUAAUGGAUCUAGAUACAGACAGACCAAUUCUUGGAUAUGUUAAUGUAUGUCCAGGUAAACUGAAAAUUGAAUAUCCUGAGAAUAGAUAUUCACUUGGAAUUUUCACUCAUGAAAUUGCUCAUGCACUUGGAUUCUCAUCAUCUAGUUUUGCAUUUAUGCGCUUUCCUAAUGGAACUGAACGAACUCCCAGAGAUCAUUGGCACAAACCGAUUCACAGGGAUAAACAAGGUUACUAUAUACCAAGCGACAAUACAAUGAUCAAAAUUACAAGGGAAUGGGAAAGUGCAGAAGGAAUGUUUAGAAAGGAUUUUUACUCUUUCGUUACACCAGCCAUCUUGGGAGCUGCAAAAAAGCAUUUGAAAUGUGCACGUUUAAAUGGAGUUGAUUUAGAAAAUCAAAAACAUCGUGGACCAAUUGGUUCUCAUUGGGAAGGGAAAACAUACGGAACUGAAAUAAUGACUGGAAGAAUAGAAGUAGACUAUGCUGUAUCUAAUUUGACUUUAGGUUUCUUUGAAGAUUCAGGAUGGUACAUCGUUAAUUAUCGAAAAGCUAUGAUUUGGGAAUAUGGUAAAAGAUUAGGAUGUGACUUUGCUGAAAAAAGUUGUUACGCAUUUGCUGAAAUUAAAAGACGAAAGAACAAAACAAUUCAUCCAUUCUGUGAUAAAGUUAAUUUAGUAACAUGUCGGGAUUUAUAUUCAUAUGGAAUAUGCCGUAUUAUUAAAUAUAAUCAUGAAAUUCCCCCUGAAGAUCGUUUUUUUAAAACUCCUCCAUUUGAAACUUCAUAUGCAGCUAAAUACUUUGGAGGUGAUGAUGUAUUUAAAGAUUAUUGUCCAACUCAAACUUUCAAUAAUGUACAAGGUUUUAUUGAUCUCUCAAAUAGAUGCUUAUCAACUGUUUUUGAAACAUAG
Schistosoma intercalatum is the source of this 1236-nucleotide messenger RNA. The record is from the annotation of a GenBank genome assembly. Lineage: Eukaryota; Metazoa; Platyhelminthes; Trematoda; Strigeidida; Schistosomatidae.